GGGUUGUACACGUCAGCAGUCAAUAAGUUGUAGUCUUAGAUGUAUCAUAGUCCCAUCAGCCUCUUCCUGGUAUGAGCCUGUUGACACAGUGCACCUAGUUUGGGUGGUAAAGACAAGCGGCUGGAGCGAGUAUUUGGCAAACUGCACGGCUUUCAUGUGGACAGACAGUCCAACGAGAGGAGAAGCAGCCAUCAAGAAACGUUUGACACUUGGUUUAGGACACGCGUCACGCGACAUUGGACUAUUAAGAACAAGAGUUGGAGUUGCACUGCACGGGGAAGCAGUGUUGCAAACGAGUUUACAAUGAAGGCUCGUGCGAUAUGGUGAAUGAAAGCCGUCGCUGUUGUUUGCCAAGGUCUGUUUUUAAUUUGAGAAAAUGAGGUUUCGGCUGCUCAAAAGGAAUCUGCUCGCGCUGCUGGGUGUUUCCUUCGUGCUCGUGACGCUCCUGUCUUUAACACGUGUGUUGUUAGUGUCCGAUAAUGACACAGCUGGACUUAAAAAUGACGUUCAGGUAAAUCAGGGCAUGCAAGUUUUUGACACGGUGAAGUUUAACUUUAAUUCGCUUCCAGAAUUGACUCAGUCCGUUUACAGUGCCAAUUACAAGCAGUUUGUUCACAAUGCGGACAGGUUUCCAGGGGAGCCUCAGCUGGUGCUGGUUGUGCAGGUCCAUAACAGGCCUGAAUACCUCAGACUGCUCAUCAAGUCACUGGAGAAAGCUGCUGAGGUCCACAGCUUCCUCCUCAUUUUUAGCCAUGACUACUUUUCAGAGGAAAUCAACGCCAUUGUGCAAGGGAUAACUUUCUGCAAAGUACUGCAAAUUUAUUUCCCUUUCAGCACCCAGCUGUAUCCCAAUGAGUUUCCUGGGAAGGAUCCACGAGACUGCCCCCGAGACAUAUCCAAGGACAACGCUCUGAAAACAGGAUGUAUUAACGCAGAACACCCUGACUCCUAUGGACACUACAGAGAGGCCUUCAUCACUCAAACCAAACACCACUGGUGGUGGAAGCUGCACUUUGUGUGGGAGCGAGUGCAGGCGAUGCAGGGCUACAGUGGCUUUGUGGUCUUUCUGGAGGAGGACAAUUACAUCUUACCUGACUUUUUCCAUUUUUAUAAAUUAAUGAUAGAGUUCAGGAAAAGCAGCUGCCCAGAUUGUGACAUGCUGGCUUUGGGUAACCACAAUGACCUGACUGAUUUUACCAGACUGUCCAAUAAGGUGUUGACCACUGGUUGGUUGUCCACCAAACACAACAUAGGCAUGGCUAUCUCCAGGGAGAUGUACUACAAGCUAAUGGGCUGUAACAAUGAGUUUUGCACCUACGAUGACUACAACUGGGACUGGACUCUGCAGCACCUCUCAGGAACCUGCAUAUCGAAGCCUGUCAAAGUGCUUGUGGCACAGGGCUCCAGGGUCCUCCACACAGGAGACUGUGGCCUUCACCAGAAGGAGAACUGCAGGCCAGAGUGGGCCUCACAGAAGGUUGAGGAGAGCCUUAAAACAGGCAAGGACAGCCUCUUCCCUCCUUCUCUUGUCCUUAGUGGUGCAGAAGCAGUGGAGCACAAGGCGCACAUGAAGAACGGAGGAUGGGGAGAUGUUCGAGACCAUUUUCUAUGCAAUAACUACGCCACACGCCUUUGAACUAUAUCUUUUCUCCAAGUAAUAUGGGGAAAAAAUGUUAAUUGCUGUUCUGCAGAUGUGCCAUUCAUAUGUAACUUUUCAGGGUUUCGGAGUCUGCAGUUUUCAUUUGGAGUGUACUAAUUUUCUCUCCUAGCAAGGUCUUCCAUGAAAAAGGACCAAUUCAAGUCCAAGAAUGCUGCAUGUACACAGCUAAACUUGUCUUUUGUUUUUAAUCACCAAAGCUGCACAAUUGCCAAAGACUUUCUUGAUAUUUGUGUGUAUAAUGCAAGCUGUUCAAUAUCCUGCAUCCAGGUCUUUCAAGCCAAAACAUUAGAUUAGAUUUAUUGCACAGUGAUGGGAAGUAUGUCAUAGUGUGCAUAGACACACACUUAUUUGCAAUUUUAUUUGCAAAUAUAUUUCUUUGACUGAGAACAUUGCACAGGAUGUUGUUUUAGUCACAAAGUUCAAUGUGCUGGUGUGUUGUGAAUGUCUUGCAUUGCUUUUGUGAACCAUUCAGCUGUGAUGCUUUUUACAUGUGCUUUUUAUGGUACGAUUUUAAGUGCAACAACAAAAAGGCUCAUGUAAUGUACAGACUUACAAGUUCAAUCAAAAUGUGCAUGACAAUCUUAAAUAUAACAGGAAAGUAGUUUAUUUAGAAACUGUUUCUUUGAAGUUGACUGUUUUGAAUGGAUAGUUUUAAUUUUUGGAAGUGGGGUUGUAUGACGUACUUAUCCAUUGUCAAUUUCUUACCUAUAGUAGAAGGUGAUCAGCAUGUGGAAUGGAAUGGGAUGGAAGUUUAGCAAUGCACUGCUGUUGAUGGGGGGCCAGCAAUAAAAUGUAUUUUAGCCACCUAAAAGAAGUCCCACUUUAAAAAAUUCUGAGAGUAUUUGAUGGGGGAAGGGGGAAGGGGGAAGUGAUGCUUCCAUAUCGCUCUUUCCAAAGCCAGACUCCACUGGAAAAAACACAGUGUUUAAACAUCGCUGAGCGCAGGAGCUACUGGUCUACCGCUGCUUCGAUCAGUUUCUGUGUUUGUGUUAUUGUGUAACUUUGGUGUUUAAAAGGGUUAGUUUGGAUUCACCAAAGUCACACAAUACUACAAACUAACAGUAGACCAGCACCUCCAGUGCUCAGCAAGCGAAAAUGACUGUUUUUGUCAAUGGAGUCUGGUGGCUUUGACGAGAGCGUAAACGUGGAACUGAAGCCAUUGACGGAUUCCCUGUUGUUACGGGCUCUCUGACAGAAAGGUAAAGCAGUGAAAAUACUCUCAAUAUAACGUACACUUUUUUUUUUAGGUGGGACUUUAUUUGGAGGCUAAAAUACAUUUUGCUGUUGCCCCCAGUCCACAGCAGUACAUUGCUUAGCUUACAUUUUGGCACUCCAGCUGUUUUGGCAAACUGGGGGCAUACUGACAAACAUCUUUUAAAAAUGCAAACUAUCCCUAUGGAAGUGGGUUUGAAAGAGGUACUUACCCAAAGUUUUUCAUUACCUGAUACUGAUUUUUUGUCUAGGUGGCUGAAAUACAUUUUGCUGUUGCCUCGUCCACAGCAGUACAUUGCUUAGAUCAUAGCAAUACUCCUGUCUGCUUCCUCAAACCAGGGGCGUGCUGACCGACAUCUACUGUGUAUAUUGAUGAGUACCUCUUGCAACCCCACUUCAAAAAAAUCCAAACUAUCCUUGUUAAUGUCAGAAUAAUUUCAAGCACAACAUGGAAUUUGUGUUACCACAUGUAACCUUCACUUUCUUACUGUUAGAACCAGGGAUAUUUUCUUUAGAGGUGAGGUCAGCUGACAUCACUUCAGUCAGUUUCCUACUCCCCACUCUAUUGACCCCUGGUUGCAACAAGAGGACUGGCUUGAUAUUGAUUUUUUCCUCUUUUGGUUGUGACUCUAUAUUUGCGUUCUGAUUGGCCUUUUGACCUUUUGGAGUCUUGUCCAAGAUCUUUUGUUGUGCAAACACCAGGGUUGUCUGUGACUCUGGGUUAGGGUUGAGAUGGGAUUUUAUAUAAAAGUGUUGCGGUUCCUUUUCUGACAUUUAUUCAAUAGUUGGUGAAACUUUUUAUUUGUGUCCCAUUAUGGCUGAAGUUGCCUUAUUGCAGUGGGAAACAUGGAGAGUUAACGCAAGCAUAUUGAUGCUAUUAUUGCCUUAAAACUGACCAAAAGUGCCUUUCGAUCAUUGCCCUGUGCCUAAACUUGUUUUAAAUGAGACUUUUAAAGGUGCACUGAUAACAUUGUUUUUGCCCAAAUGCUACUUAUUAGUACUUAAUUCCUUUGUCAGUGCUUGUAGUUCACCUGAGGUAUAUUUUUGCAGCGUCUUUCUUUAUUGAAUGUGAAUGUUAAUUUCACAGAACUAUUCUUUAUACAUCAGAUAAAAUAAUUGCAUCUCUUUGGUGUCCUGCUGAUAAUGGGUGACAGCAGCUUCACAUAAGUUGUUUAAUCUGAUAUUGGUACACC
Messenger RNA from Epinephelus fuscoguttatus (brown-marbled grouper), 4065 nucleotides. RefSeq names its product alpha-1,6-mannosyl-glycoprotein 2-beta-N-acetylglucosaminyltransferase. Bases 377 to 1636 code for a protein of 419 amino acids. The transcript is spliced from 2 exons. Gene Ontology annotation, biological process: oligosaccharide biosynthetic process; protein N-linked glycosylation. The record is from RefSeq and is a predicted model, not a curated record. Gene Ontology annotation, molecular function: alpha-1,6-mannosylglycoprotein 2-beta-N-acetylglucosaminyltransferase activity. NCBI's taxonomy places the organism in Eukaryota, Metazoa, Chordata, Actinopteri, Perciformes, Serranidae. Gene Ontology annotation, cellular component: Golgi stack; Golgi membrane.